Molecule: messenger RNA, 1802 nt
Organism: Salvia hispanica
Lineage: Eukaryota; Viridiplantae; Streptophyta; Magnoliopsida; Lamiales; Lamiaceae
Product: Transcription factor TFIIE, alpha subunit
Biological process (GO): transcription initiation at RNA polymerase II promoter
Cellular component (GO): transcription factor TFIIE complex
Source: RefSeq, a predicted model, not a curated record
AUCACAAACACUCCUACUUUUUUCCCCUUCUCUAAUUCCAUAAUUUUCCCCCAAUUUCUCUCCAAACUUUCCCCUUUUCCAAUCUUCAAAUCCCUAACUUUUCACACAAAAAAACGCCUCGUGAUUCUGCUUCACUAGUUUGCGGAGAGCGAAAUGCAACCAAGUUGACGGUUCUUCACUGAGCUCGAAUUUGCCGGAGAAGGAGCCUAAUUAUGGCCAGCAUCGAUCCGUUCAACCGCUUGGUGAAACUUGCGGCGAGGGCUUUUUACGAUGACAUAACGACGAAAGGGGAAAAUCAGCAGAAGACGGGGAGAAGCGACAAUAGAGGGAUUGCCGUUGUUGUUCUCGACGCUCUUACGAGGCGACAGUGGGUAAGAGAAGAGGAUUUGGCAAAGGACUUGAAGCUUCAUACCAAGCAACUUCGAAGAACUCUCAGGUUCUUUGAAGAAGAAAAGCUAGUAGCUCGAGAUCACAGGAAGGAGACUGCAAAGGGUGCAAAAGUAUAUAAUGCUGCAGUUGCUGCCACUGGUGAUAGUCAACAGACUGGAAGAGAAGGCGAUGACAAACAAAAGAUGCAUGUACACUCGUAUUGCUGUCUGGAUUAUGCACAGAUAUAUGAUGUGGUGAGGUACAGAUUGCAUCGAAUGAAGAAAAAGCUGAAGGAUGAACUAGAGAGCAAGAAUACUAUACAGGAGUAUGUUUGCCCCAAUUGUGGCAAAAGAUACACUGCUCUUGAUGCACUCCAAUUGAUCACUCCAUAUGACGAGUACUUCCACUGUGAAAGUUGCAAUGGUGUACUUGUAGCUGAAAGCGACAAGUUAGCUAUUCAAGAUUUGGGAGAUGGAGAUGAUAAUGCAAGAAAGCAUCGCCAUGAUAAAAUAAAAGACAUGUUGUCAAAGAUGGAGGUACAGCUCAAACCACUCAUUGAUCAACUUGCUAGGGUUAAGGAUUUGCCCAUCCCUGAAUUUGGAAAUCUUCAAGCUUGGGAAGCUAGAGCACAUGCUGCUGGGCGUUCUUCCAAUGGGGACCUUACAGCGAAUGACCCUUCUAAAUCAUCUCAGGGUUUUGGUUUUGGCGGAACUCCUAUGCCUUAUGUUGGGGAGACGAAGGUUGAAGUUGCUUUUUCUGGCAUUGGUGAAAAAGGAGAAACGGCGAAAUCAGAAACUCCUAUGAAAGUGUUGCCUCCAUGGAUGAUAAAGGACGGAAUGAGUCUCACGAAAGAGCAACGUGGAGAAACCAAAGCAGAGACGAAAACUGAUGGCACUUUGACAGCUCCCGAGGUUUCUGAUGACAAAAAAUCAUCAACAGUAAAUGAUGAAAAAAAGAGUAUACAGGAUGAAUAUGUUAAAGCCUAUUAUGCCGCUAUACUAAUGCGGCAACAUGAACACGGAGAGACAAUGAAUAGGCCGGAGCUAGCCAAUACGAUCUCCAACGAAGACUAUUACACCACCACUGAGCGGCAAGUUGGCAUGAAGUCAAAACGCGAAGAUUAUGAAGGAGACGAUGUCAAUUGGGAAGAGGCUGCUCCGCCAACCGGUGGCCAGACUAGACAAUUUAAAGUUGACCUGAAUGAAGAAGCUGAAGUUUCCGAGGAGGAGGACGAUAUCGACUGGGAAGAAGGAUGAAGCUCCGGCAGCUUAGAAAUUACUAUGUACAAGUAGUAGCAUCUGGUUGUGUGGAUAUAGUCAAUGUAGAAAAGUAGUGUAUGUAGAAAUAGAAUUGAACUGCAGAAUCCCCAGUGUAGAAGAUAAUGGCAUUUUACUUUGUGAUUUGAGUUUAGGCAUAAAUGAUCAUUGUAUCUA